Molecule: messenger RNA, 1506 nt
Organism: Diaporthe citri
Lineage: Eukaryota; Fungi; Ascomycota; Sordariomycetes; Diaporthales; Diaporthaceae
Exons: 1
Coding region: 1-1506 (501 amino acids)
Source: RefSeq, a predicted model, not a curated record
AUGCUAGACGGGUACAAGGGCAGCUCGGGAUGGCUGUCGGGAUGGCUGCCUGAAGCUGCCUUGAUCGACCCGGAUGGCGUGCAAGCGUGCAAUGUCACAAUAUCUUACACUCAUCCCGGUCAUGAUGACCUAGUGUCUGUGCAAGUCUGGUUGCCACAUGCCGCCAAGUUUAACAAGCGCUUUGUGGGAGUCGGAGGAGGGAGCUGGUCAGCUGCAGAAAUCGUCACCGACCUGAGGUCAGCUCUCGUGUCGCAAGGCUAUGCAGUCGCCACCACAAACGCGGGCUACGAUCACGACGUCUUCGGUACCGCUGACCACUGGUUAAUGAAGAGCCCUGGAAACAUAGACUACCCUCUCAUUGUGAAUUUCGGUCACCGGGCUCUACACGACAUGGCGGUCAUCGUCAAGCAUAUCAUCCGCAAUGCUUACGGCUCGGGACCGGAGUUUUCUUAUUGGCAGGGUUGCUCAACUGGUGGAAGACAAGGGCUUACCAUUGCCUCCAAGUACCCGAACGACUACGACGGCAUCCUGACAACCUGUCCUGCUGUCAACUUCGCGGCUCUCCUGGUGGCCUUGUAUUGGCCACAAUUCGUCAUGAAUCAACAGGAAGUUUACCCACGAGCUUGCGAAUUCGAGGCGCUGAGGGCUGGGGCAUCACAAUCAUGUGAUGAACUCGAUGGUGUAAAGGAUGGCGUGAUUGCCAGACCGGACCUUUGCACUUUCGAUCCGAUGACCUUAGCUGGCACUUCCUUUGACUGCGAGGGACAUUCUGCCGUGAUCUCAGAAGAUACGGUGAAUGUUUUCAAGGCUAUUAUGGAGGGGCCAGUUGAUCCGGAGGGAAAUCGGCUUUUCCCAGGUUUCAUGCCUGGGACAGCCCUGGUUGGUCUCAUGGCCACUGCAAACACGCUCUGCAACAACGGCCAUUGCUCUCGCGGCCUACCAUUCACAGUCUCGGAUGACUGGAUUCGACUCAUGCUCAAGAAAGAUCCUUCUUUUGAUCCAACGAAGAUGUCGCACGCGGAUUAUGCUCAACUAUUUCGAGAAAGCGUGACAGAAUGGGACGCAAUGUUCAGCAGCAACAAUCCUGACAUGGAUCAGUUUCGGAAGCUCGGCAAGAAAAUGGUGAGCUGGCAUUCUGUAAAUGACGAAGCCGUGCAAGUUCUUGCCAUGAGACAGUUCUACGAAAGGGUAGUGGCCCGGGAUCAAGCACACAACAUCACCACCCAAGACUAUUAUCGGUACUUUGAGGUCCCGGGUGCAACGCAUUGCUCAGCUCCCGCUGGGGUUCCGUAUCCCCUCCAUGGGCUGAAGACCCUUCAGUCCUGGGUCGAAGAUGGAGCUGUCCCUGAGGAGCUACCUACUGUGGUUCUUGGCCAACAACCGAACGCCGAGCAAGUCCACCGACCGAUUUGUGCAUAUCCAAAGGCAGCGUUGAAGACGGAAACUGGGUUUUCUUGCAGUCAUCAGACAAAUGAACCCGAGGGACACAUUAAGGACGAGUUGUAA